GAGAUCGAGGACUAUAAUCGUCCACGGUGUAAGAAAACAACAUGUCUACUACGGAAUCGUGCGACGAUGAUACAAGCUCGACACGCCGACCGAGGGAGAGCAGAAUUCAUAGCGUCGGUUUGCCAACUAAAACUUCUCUGCUUCCGGAACCACCACGCACCGGAAAUGACGUACCGCCGCCAAUACCACGCCGACAUUCUGCCACGCCGGCGGUAGCACCACCCCCGAUUCCAUUGAGGCCGCCGGCGAUUCCGAAGAGAAGCAAGAACGAAAAACCUAUACCGCUGCAGCUCACAAUCAGGCAGAGUAAUCAAGUGACUCCUUGCAAGACAAGUGAUCCUUCGUCCGCACCUUCGGCAGGAAUGUCGGCUGCGUGGAACAGCGUUGACUCGUCGAAUCGAAAACUUAUAGAUUUAUGUUCUUUCAGAAAUCAUAAUCAGGCGUCACAGGAUUACUUGGUGAAUUAUAGCGGGAAGGACUCGCGGGAAACGAAAGAGCAUAACGAUUUUGUGGCUGAUUUCGAACAAGCGAAUUUCCAGGAAGGACAUAAGCUCACCCAAAAUUCAAGUUUCGAGGAAUUGCAAAAGGUCUCCUUGGAUCUUGAAAAACGGCUUCACGAAAGAAUUAUUAAAAGCGCCGAGGCAAAGUUCGAGGAUCCGAAUGGCCGUCAACGACAGUUGGGCACGAUGUCACGACACAAUAGACAGCAAUUAUCAAAAUUUACGAAAGAGAACGAAUCUGGCAGCUGCGAACAGAAAGAAACAUCCGAAAGCAAGCCUAGGGAAGAAAUGGCGUUACCGCGAAGGGAGAUUUUUCAAAAAGAUGAAUUAAAGUACGCAACGAUUUUGACUUCCGGCCGCGAACGACGAUCGAAGUUCGAGGAUUUGCAGGUCGCCUCGAAGAAUCUAGAGAGGCGUUUGCAUGAGGACGACGAAUACCGUCGACGUCAGGAGAUGGACAGACGGAUAAAUAAGGACAAGCCACCCAGAUACGAGGACUUGGAAGGAAUUCCACACGAUCUCGACAAACGUUAUCACGGUGAACAGAGGGCUUUGGAACAGCAACAACAGCAUCCAAUAAUGCGAAGCAAAUACGAAAGCGACAUGGAAAGGGCUAGAAAUAUUCUUCAGCAUAAUCUGAGAAAGGAGCGAACUGGUAACGAGAAACUCGAGAAAUUGCCAAAAGCAACACAGACGAAUCUACCACCACCCCUGAGCGCCAUUUGUCAGAGUCCCGUACCAAAACCUAUCAGCGUCCGGCAGGACAGUAACGUUUCCUCAGACAGUUUCAGUCAAACCAGCUCGCCUAGCUACACUAGCAAGACAAUGGAAGCCCCCCUUCUGCCUCAUAAGCACGGAAAAGUCCCAGACAGAGCCUUGGUGUCGGAACCUGAUAACUCAUCUGGCAGACCGAUAACAAAGUCUACGAGCACGCCAGCCAGUUUGCAGACUAUCGUCAGGAUGCAUGCUGGGAACAACAGUUCCUUGCAUCAUAAAAUAAUCAGAGACAUGACUGGCAGCCACUACGUGACAACGGGAAGAUUACGUUUCAGAUUUGUGCAGGUUUUGCUUAAUGCUGUUGCUCUCUUGGCUAUCGCCGGCGGUUUAGCCGCAUACUUCAAAACCUACCCUGAAAACGAUCUCAAAUUGGAGAAUAGAACCAUAUACACGGCUGUGAUCCCGAUACCUGAAAGUACGCGUUUCAUAAUCGAAGACAAGAAUCCGGCUCCGGGAGUGUGUCUACCCAUCAUCGUAACUUUCUGCCAACAGCACAAGGUUCCGUACAACUAUACUGUGUUUCCAAAUUACAUGGGCAAUUUCGGACAGCGAGAGGCCCAGCACGAAUUGGAGCUUUACGAUGCUGUCGUUGACGUCAGAUGUUAUGAACUAGCUGCUCUAUUCCUUUGUAGCGUUUUCGUACCGAAAUGCGGCUAUCGUGGUCGCGUUGUACGUCCUUGUCGUAGCCUCUGCUAUCAAACCAAAAGACGCUGCGGUUUUUUUCUGAAAGUUUUCGGUUUGUCUCUCCCGGAUUAUUUGGAGUGCGAACUUUUCCCGGAAAAUCCGAGUUCCGAUGAGUGCAUCGGGCACCAUGAGGUGAUCGAAGCGGCAAGGAGAGCCGAAAAACCGGUGUGCACCAGUGGUUUUCAAUGCGAUGGCACAAGGUGCAUUCCGUUCGAUUGGCGAUGCGACGGUCAUCUCGACUGCUCCGAUCACAGCGAUGAGAUCGGUUGCGGGAAUUGUAAUUCCACCACAUCUUCGGAGCCGGUGUCUUCCGCGUUUGGCCAAAUAGUCUUAAGUAAGGGAUCUUCGACUAAAAGUACCCUUUCUACAAAAUCUUCGUUACACUGCGGUGAAAGAAGGUGCAUGUCAGCCAGCCAUAUCUGCGAUGGAGUCAUGGAUUGUCCUUGGGGGCAGGAUGAGCGAUAUUGUCUGAAAUUAAGCCAUAGGAACGGGGAUGUCGGCGAGGGCCGUCUAGAGGUAUAUCAUGCUGAAAUGGGUAAAUUUAUGCCAGCAUGUGUCUCGCACUGGGAACCGACAACGUCGCCGCAAGAGGUUUGCGCUAUGCUGGGAUACAAGGGAACAGUAUCAAACGGAACUAAGCUGAUGAAUGACUCAUUAUCAAUCGUGUUAAGUUCUGAAUACCGUAACAAAAAUUUACUGAAGCAAUUUCAAGGAUGCAUCAAGGAUCGAGAGCCUUAUCCCAUGGUCAAACUUACUUGCGUCGAUUAUGCUUGCGGCCGCAGACGUUCUGUAUACGGAAACGUGAGGGUGAAGCGAAUAGUGGGUGGUGUGGAGUCAGCUCCUGGUGAUUGGCCAUUUCUUGCAGCCCUUCUUGGCGGUCCAGAACAGAUCUUCUACUGUGCCGGAGUUCUUAUUGCUGAUCAAUGGGUGCUGACCGCAUCUCAUUGCGUUGGGAAUCAUUCAGAGAUAUCCGGUUGGACGAUACAGCUUGGCAUUACUAGAAGACUUUCUCAUACUUAUCUCGGUCAAAAACUGAAAGUUAAAAGAGUCAUACCUCACCCGUAUUACAACCUGGAUGUUGCUCACGACAAUGAUGUCGCUUUGUUUCAACUUGAGAAGCGAGUUCAGUAUCAUGAACAUCUGAGACCGGUGUGCUUACCGACUGCUGACACUAAUCUUACACCCGAUACAAAUUGUACUGUUAUUGGAUGGGGCAAGAAAAACGAUACCGAUUCCUCUGAAUAUGAGCCAGCCGUAAACGAGGUUGUAGUUCCUAUUCUGCCUCGACAUCUCUGUAAUUCAUGGUUAGCGCAUAAAGAAUUGAAUGUCACCGAUGGAAUGAUCUGCGCUGGCUAUGCGGAUGGAGGAAAAGAUGCAUGCCAAGGCGAUUCUGGAGGACCUCUGUUAUGUCAAGAUAAGGAAGAUAAGGAUAGAUGGUACGUUGGCGGAAUUGUUAGCUGGGGCAUAAAAUGCGCUCAUCCAAAACUGCCUGGAGUCUACGCUUACGUACCCAAAUACGUAACGUGGAUCCAAAAAGAAAUGUCUAAGUACUCCGAGUAUAACAGUAGAAGUAAUGGAAAACUGUAAGGCACCGAGUUGGAUAAAAUAUUCGAUGUAAAAAUCAGCAACGUAGAAACAAAU
Mycetomoellerius zeteki is the source of this 3602-nucleotide messenger RNA. RefSeq names its product atrial natriuretic peptide-converting enzyme. The record is from RefSeq and is a predicted model, not a curated record. Gene Ontology annotation, cellular component: membrane. The transcript is spliced from 20 exons. Gene Ontology annotation, molecular function: serine-type endopeptidase activity; protein binding. Gene Ontology annotation, biological process: proteolysis. NCBI's taxonomy places the organism in Eukaryota, Metazoa, Arthropoda, Insecta, Hymenoptera, Formicidae. The coding region runs from base 42 to 3548 and encodes 1168 amino acids.